GGGUGUGGCAGAGGAUGCCGGGGGGCGCGCGCCGCUUGAGCGAACGGUCCCCGGGAUCCCCAAGGAGCCCGGUCCGGGCGAGCAGACCCGACUGGUACCGGCGGCGGCGGUGGAGGAGGAGCUGCUGCGGGAGAUCGAGGAGCUGCGCUCGGAGAACGACUAUCUCAAGGAUGAACUGGAUGAACUCCGCGCUGAAAUGGAGGAGAUGAGAGACAGUUACUUAGAGGAAGAUGUUUACCAGCUGCAGGAGCUUCGGCGAGAGCUGGACCGCGCUCAUAAAAACUGCCGAAUCCUGCAGUACCGCCUCAGGAAAGCCGAGCAGAAGAGCCUGAAAGUGGCUGAGACUGGUCAGGUAGAUGGCGAGCUCAUCCGGAGUCUGGAACAGGACUUAAAGGUAGCCAAAGAUGUGUCUGUCAGAUUGCAUCAUGAACUUGAAACUGUGGAGGAAAAGCGUGCUAAAGCUGAGGAUGAAAACGAAAGUCUCCGACAGCAGAUGAUUGAAGUGGAAAUAUCCAAACAAGCCCUCCAGAAUGAGCUGGAGAGACUGAAAGAGAGUUCCCUGAAAAGAAGAGGCAGCCGGGAAAUGUACAAAGAAAAGAAAACCCUUAACCAGGAUGACAGUGCUGAUUUGAAGUGCCAGCUUCAGUUUGCCAAAGAGGAAGGCUCCCUGAUGCGUAAGAAGAUGGCCAAGCUGGGGAGGGAGAAGGACGAGCUGGAACAGGAGCUCCAGAAGUACAAGGCCCUAUACGGAGACGUGGACAGCCCUCUCCCCACGGGGGAAGCAGGCGGGCCGCCCAGCACCAGGGAGGCUGAGCUGAAGCUGCGGCUGAAGUUGGUGGAGGAAGAGGCCAACAUCUUGGGCCGGAAGAUUGUGGAGCUGGAGGUGGAGAACCGAGGCCUCAAAGCGGAGAUGGAGGACCUGCGGGUCCAGUAUGAGCGAGAGGGUACAGGCCGGGACCACAUGGCAAGCAUUCCUACCUCACCCUUCGGUGACUCCCUGGAGUCCUCGACGGAGCUCCGCCGGCACCUGCAGUUCGUGGAGGAGGAAGCGGAGCUGCUCCGGAGGUCCAUAUCCGAGAUCGAAGACCACAACCGGCAGCUGACGCAUGAGCUGAGCAAGUUCAAAUUUGAACCCCGGCCAGAGCCAGGGUGGCUGGCGGAGGGCACGGGCAAGGGUGCGGCCAGCGGGGCCCCUCUGCAGGAGGAGCUCAAGUCGGCGCGGCUGCAGAUCAACGAGCUGAGUGGGAAGGUGCUGAAGCUGCAGUAUGAGAACCGGGUGCUGCUCUCCAACGUGCAGCGCUAUGACCUGGCCGCCCACCUGGGCCUGCGCGCCCCGAGCCCCCGGGACAGCGACGCGGACAGCGACCAGGGCAAGAAGGAGAGUGACGGGGAGGAAGGCCGCCAGCCCCAGCCCAAGCGGGAGGGCCCUAUUGGCGGCGAGAGCGACUCAGAGGAGAUGUUUGAGAAGACGUCGGGCUUUGGCAGCGGAAAGCCGUCGGAGGCAAGCGAGCCGUGUCCGGCCGAGCUCCUGCGGGUCAGGGAGGACACCGAGUGCUUGGCAAGCAUAAAGCACGAGGCUGAGCGGCUCGAGCGGACCGUGGAGCGCCUCAUCACGGACACCGCUGGCUUCGGCGACAACGUGGGGCUGCGGGGCAGUGGCGAGGCCUCACUGGAGCCUGACGCCCAGGGGGCAGGGGAGACGGGCGAGACAGGCAAGAAGGAGCCCCCGCUGCUGGGCACCAUCAACUCGAGGAUGAAGGCUUUUAGGAAGGAGCUGCAGGCCUUCCUGGAGCAGGUGCGCAGGCUCGGGGACGGCCUGAGGGAGCGCCUGGAGGACCUGUCUCCCUUGCCCCACCUCACAGAAUCUUCCAGCUUUCUCUCCACUGUGACCUCCGUGUCCCGGGACUCCCCAGUCGGGACCCUGGGGAAGGAGCUGGUCCCGGACCUGCAGUCCAAACUGAGAGGUCAGCCGGAGUGGCAGCCGGGGCAGGAGCACGGGGAUGAGCCAGAGCCGCUGCACCGCCGAGCCGACGGGGACGCUGGGAGCUGCCGGCUGGGAGGCCAGAGCUGCUUCGGUCUAGAGAUGGAGGAGGAGCACCUCUAUGCCUUGAGAUGGAAAGAACUAGAAAUGCACAGCCUGGCUUUGCAGAACACCCUCCAUGAGCGAACCUGGAGCGACGAGAGGAAUCUGAUGCAGCAGGAGCUCCGGUCCUUGAAGCAGAACAUUUUCCUUUUCUACGUCAAACUCAGGUGGCUGCUAAAGCACUGGCGGCAGGGGAAGCAGAUGGAGGAGGAAGGCGAGGAUUUCACUGAGAGGGAGCAUCCAGAGACCCUCCCCAGGCUGGGUGAGCUUGGAGUUCAGGGGGACCCGAAGGGGGACGGCCCAGACCGAGAUGACAAUGGUCCAGGCUGUGGCUUUUCAAUGGGAGAGCAUUCUCCACACUCCCCUGUGCAGAUUGGUGACCACGGAUCGAGGCUGCAGCCUGUGCACGGGGGACAGCUCCACAAGCAGGUGGUGGAAAACCAGCAGCUGUUCGGGGCGCUCAAGAGCCUGCUGGAGGACCUGCGCGCCGAGCUGCGGGAGGACGAGCAUGCGCGGCGGCAGCUGCAGCAGCAGUACGCCAGUGACAAGGCUGCCUGGGACGUGGAGUGGGCCGCGCUCAAGUGCCGCCUGGAACAGCUGGAAGAGAAGACUGAGAAGAACUUGGGAGAAGUAGGCGCCUCCACCGACAGCAAAGGAGCAUUCAAGAAGGAGAGGGAGACGCACCAGAAGCUCCUCGCCGACAGUCACGGCCUGGUCAUGGACCUGCGCUGGCAGAUCCAUCACAGUGAGAAGAACUGGAACCGGGAGAAGGUGGAAAUUCUCGACCGGCUGGACAGAGACCGGCAGGAGUGGGAACAGCAGAAGAAGGAGCUCUUGUGCAGAAUAGAGCAGUUGCAGAAAGAAAACAGUCCCCGGAGAAGUGGCAGUUUCCCCUGUGAUCAAAAGGAAGGCAACAUCCGCCCCUUUGCCCACCCGGGAAGCCCCCGAAUGCCCCGUCCCUUGGAGAUGUGGCCCUGUGCAGACACCGACUCCACCCCGUUUGAAGACCGGCCGCUGUCCAAGCUGAAGGAGUCGGACAGGUGUUCAGCACGGGAAAACCUCUACUUGGAUGCCUUGUCUCUAGAUGAUGAGCCAGAGGAGCCUCCAGCCCGAGGGCCCCAGCGGGAGUUCAGGAACUGCCUCCCCCAGGAAGAAGAAAAUCACAAGGGAAAUCUUCAAAGGGCUGUGUCUGUGUCCUCCAUGUCUGAGUUCCAGCGUCUGAUGGACGUCUCUCCCUUCCUGCCGGAGAAGGGCCUGCCAGCUGCCAGCAACAAGGAAGACGUCACCCCACCCCUGUCUCCAGACGACCUGAAGUACAUCGAGGAGUUCAACAGCAAGAGCUGGGACGAGAGGCCCCCAGAGCCCUGGGCAGACAGGACCGAGGGAGGGCGGGCAGGGGAUGAGGCCAGUGCCGAGCCUUUCCCCGACUCUUCCUGGUACCUCACCACGAGUGUCACCAUGACCACGGACACUGUGACCAGCCCAGAGCACUGCCAGAAGCAGCCCCUACGGAGCCAUGUGUGCACCGAGCAGGCCGGGGUGCGGCUGCUGCACAGCCCGCCCGCCGUCCGCAGGCUGGACAGCAUUGUGGUGGCUGGGGGUGAGGGCAAGGGCCGGUCAGAGCCCGAGUGCCAGUUUCCCACAAGCAGAGCCAGGGUGGGCGCUGGAGACACAAAGGGGGUUCCCUCAGAACAUGUGCUUAGCAGGUGGCCUUGUGCCCCCUCCAGACACCCCCGAGACUAUGUGGAGGGAGGGCUGCGCCCCCUCGAAAGUGCCCUCUGCACCCCCCUGGGGUUUGCCUCCCCGCUUCACAGCCUGCAGAUGGCCAAGAACAUGAGUGAUGACAUGAAGGAGGUGGCCUUCUCUGUCAGGAAUGCCAUAUGCUCUGGUCCCCCCAAGCCUCCACUCAAGGACAUGGCCUGCCAGACCAAUGGGUCCCGGACAACGGGGACACAGACCGUUCAGACCAUCAACAUUGGCCUGCAGACCGAAGCCCUGCGUGGCGGCGCCGUCACCAGCAGCCCCCACAAGUGUCUCACGCCAAAGGCAGGGGGUGGUGCCACACCCGCGUCAUCUCCUUCCCGCGGCCUUAGGAGCAGGCAGGUGGCCCCCGCCAUCGAGAAGGUGCAGGCCAAGUUUGAGCGCACAUGCUGCUCCCCCAAGUAUGGGUCUCCCAAGCUGCAGAGGAAGCCCCUCCCCAAAGUCGAGCAGCCAAAUAGCAGGACCUCCCUGGGGCUGGCCCCAAAGGGGUGCAGCGAGUCGGCCUGGGCCCGCUCCACCACUACACGAGAGAGCCCCGUGCACACCGCCAUCAACGAUGGCCUCUCCAGCCUCUUCAACAUCAUCGACCACAGCCCUGUGGUACAGGACCCCUUCCAGAAGGGAACGCGGGCCGGGAGUCGGUCUCGCUCAGCAGAACCUCGGCCGGAUCUGGGCCCAGGCCAGGAAACCAGCCCCAGUUCCCGGGGACGGUCCCCCAGCCCCAUCGGGGCUGGCUCAGAGACGUGGAGGGAGGAAGGGGGAGAAGGCACGCCCUUGAGGCAGGACUUAUCUGCUCCCCCUGGUUACACGCUCACUGAGAAUGUAGCCCGGAUCCUCAACAAGAAGCUGUUGGAGCAUGCCUUAAAGGAGGAGAGGAGGCAGGCCCCCCACGGGCCCCCAAGUCUUAACAGUGACAGCCACAUGGGAGAAACAGUCAAAGCUGAACCAGGGUCCAUCGAGGAACUACCUUGUUCUGCACUAGCUCCAUCCCUAGAACCCUGCUUCUCCAGGCCCGAGAGACCAGCAAACCGUCGCCCUCCGUCCCGUUGGGCCUCCCAUUCCCCUACUGCCUCACCGGCUCAGUCACCCGGAGACCCAGCCUCGUUGGAGGAGCUCGGCGACGAGGAGCCACCCGGGGAGAAGACACACCUGUGACGACUGCAAGUUUGCAUGGAUUAUCGGGGAAUGAUUCCCUAUAAUUUGCAUAACCACACCGUUGUCAUCAACCAAGCUCCGCCCACAAGAAGAGAUCUAGCUUUCCCAAGGUCAAAGAAUGUUUUUUAAAAAACACACAGCUGCUGAAUGUCCAACCUGUGAACCUGAGAUGUUUCUAGAACGAAACCGUAAACGUGCCUGUAAUAACUUAAUUUUUUUCAUAGCUCAGAAAACUAUUUUUGUCUCCAUCUUUUUUACACACAGUAUAUUAAGCAAAAAAAAGCUAGAUAAGAUAUAAAUUUAAAAAAAUAAAAGUUUUAAAGAUGUACAUUUUAAGAGAUUCUGAACACCCUUGCUCUCAAUACUGACUGCCUCUCUGUUAAAUUUGCACUGUUACACUGGUUUGGUUUAUUUCCACGUUGAAUUAGACUGUUUUAAGUUGAUUUUAUUUUGUCAGUGUUUUUGUUUUUUAAGAAUUUUUUGAAAUGCGUCAGACUGUCUGAUUCAAUGAACUUUUUUGUAGUGAAAGAGCCAUGAAGCCAGUCGACAAGACAGAAAUCCUCUCUACAGGAGGGGAUACGCAUCUGCAUUCUUACAAAGGUACAGAGUCCUCAGCUGGGCUUACCAAAUUCGCUGUAUAAUCCACAUCCUCUACUCGACUCGCACGUCUUUGGGUUCGAAGCGCUGGGGUGCAUGUACAUAUCGCUACUGUGGUCUCACCAUUGCCUGUAAGUGUGAGUCAUCUGUCCCACCGUAAUACGUUGUGAAUCCCUCAUACUGUACUUUUACCAUUGUCCUCUUGCAUCGAGAUACAACAGCAAUGGCAUUUUUAAAUUAUUGUUAACGAUGAACUGGCAAUAUACAGUGUUUACUCAAAAUUUUCUUGUUUAAGGAAAAGCACUACAAAAAGUCAGGAGGGUACCACACUGAAUCAAAGGAUGGUGCCUCGGAGUCUGUAUGAGACCAUGAUGAAGUAGAAAUAAAGCCUU
This is a messenger RNA of Callorhinus ursinus (northern fur seal), 5988 nucleotides long. RefSeq names its product microtubule crosslinking factor 1 (gene MTCL1). Gene Ontology annotation, molecular function: microtubule binding. Gene Ontology annotation, cellular component: microtubule bundle; spindle pole; apicolateral plasma membrane. Gene Ontology annotation, biological process: microtubule bundle formation; establishment or maintenance of epithelial cell apical/basal polarity; regulation of autophagy. NCBI's taxonomy places the organism in Eukaryota, Metazoa, Chordata, Mammalia, Carnivora, Otariidae. The record is from RefSeq and is a predicted model, not a curated record.